This is a messenger RNA of Leguminivora glycinivorella, 2865 nucleotides long. RefSeq names its product collagen alpha-1(III) chain-like. The record is from RefSeq and is a predicted model, not a curated record. The transcript is spliced from 28 exons. Bases 217 to 2823 code for a protein of 868 amino acids. NCBI's taxonomy places the organism in Eukaryota, Metazoa, Arthropoda, Insecta, Lepidoptera, Tortricidae.
UUAACUUUUGUAUACGUUUAGGAAUGGGCCAAAAAAUUGAAGUCACGUGCUGCCUACGAGCAGCGGCUACAAGCAUUAAAGGCUCAACCAGUCAAGCCGCAAUUGCCAACUGCUGGGUUUUACCCAUAUUGGAAUCCUAAUGUGGUUAAGACUAAUCUAAGAAUUCAGGAAGAAUGGGAUCGUCAAUCGACGACAACGGAAAAACCAAGACUGAAUAUGCAGCAACAACGUAUGAUAUCCGGCACUCAAAUGAUGGAAAUGGCAAUACAAGCUAUGGAGAACGCAGCAAAAGCCAAGGCACUCAGAAAUGUUUCAAUUCCAGCAACGGAAACUAAAAACACUCUUAGAAGAUCACGAUUUGGAAUAAAUGGAAGACGUAAAAAAAUUCCUAAAACAGCAAAGGCCAAGGGCAUGAAAAACACGCAAAGAAGAUCGCGUUUUAGAGUAAAUGGACGUCAUCAUUUCCCUUACCGCCGCGCUGCUCAACCUAAAAACCAGAAGAAUCGGCCAAAAUUGCAGCGUCGUCCUCCAGCGCAAGCUAAAGCGGGGGCGAAAAAAAAACCGAGUCCACCGAAAUCACAGCGACGCCCCGCUACGCCAGCUAAAGCAAGACAGAACAAAAAAAUGAGUACACCGAAACCACAGCGUCGCCCCACUACACGAACUAAAGCGAAGACUAAAACAACAAAGACUCCACCGAAAUCACAACCUCGCCGUUUAACUCGAGCAACCAAAAAAUGGAAUCCACCGAAAGUAGAGUCCGUGUUGGGCCCAAGGCCUGGGAUGGCAAUGGCACGUUACAAACAUAGCCAUGAGGCGGCUGACGAAGUUCCUCCUACUCCAGAAGAACUUGAAAAUGGAGUAUUGGGACCGGCGGCGGCUUCUGAGGAAGACUCAGGAGCUAAACCGCCUAGACCACGGUGGUCACCAGCAGUAUCUGUAAUACCACCAUGGUUAUCUAAACCUCAUGAUGAAUCACCUGGGCCACAAGGACCUGGACCUCACGGAACUGGGCCCCAAGGGCCUGGAGAUCCCAAUGGACGAGGUCUACCAAUUGAACUACUAAAGCUACCACCAGGGUCUCAGGAUCCACCUAUAAGGUAUUUCCCACCUGAUGGAUCCUCGGGGAAAAGAGAACUAACAAGGGAACAACUGGGAAAACGGGAUCCACCGAAUUCUGAGUCUGGACGUCCUGGACACCCUAGCGGACGUGAAGAACCGCCAGAUUAUGGGCAAGGGCCCGAUGAACGUUCAGGGCACUCUAGCGGACCCAGUGGAUCGCCAUUUGGUCCAAAUGCGGGCCAGGGGCUACCAGAUUAUAGACAAGGGCCCGAUGAACGUUCAGGACUUUCUAGCGAAUCUGAAGAGUCGAGAGAGUCGCGAUACCCACGAUACGGACCAAAUGGGGUGCGGCUCCCGCCAGCUUAUAGCAAACGUCCAAGACUGGAUCCGCGUCUCGGACGACCAGUGGGACCAAUACCAUCGCCAUUUGGACCAGCUGGGGGCCAGGGGCCACCAGAUUAUGGACCCCCUGGUGGACCGAGAGGAUCGCCAUUUGGUCCAAACGGGGGCCAGGGGGCACCAGAUUAUGGACCAGGACCCUAUGGACAUCUCGGACCCCCUGGCGGACCGAGAGGAUCACCUUUUAGUCCAAACGGGGACCGGGGGCCACCAGAUUAUGGACCAGGGCCAAAUGGACCUCCACAUGGGCUACAUGCGCCAUCGUAUUAUUCACCAUAUUACGGACAGGGACCUCCCGGACCCUCUGGAGGACUUAGAGGAUCGGAAUUUAGACCACCUGGAAGAGAUGGACCUCCUUAUGGACCUGGACAUGAUGAACCUGGCAUGCCUGGCCAAUCAUUUGGUGCACAAAAUGGGCCAAUGCGUCAAUCUAACUUUGGUGGAUCAAUGGAUUCUGGGCUCGGGCCAGAAGGACCUGAGAAGUACGGGUUUGGAGGCCCACCAGGAGUAUAUGUGCGAGAUGAACCUGGGAAGAACGGGCCUGGACCGCCGCCGGGACUAUAUGGACCUUCUGGAGCUCAAAGUGGAGCGCAUUUUGGAAUUCGAGGGUCACAGGGUCCUGAAAAUCGCUCGCCGCCACAUUAUUCACAGCAUCAACCACCUUCGAAACUACGUUACAUAGGAUCAGCAGGUCCACCUCCAUCGGAAACAUGGAAUUGGGAUGCCUCGCGCCAACAGGCUUAUGGAGCAGACUCUGCAAAGCUACUACUACGAGAACUCAAACCUCCUGAUCCGUUUCAUGAAUUUCCUAAAGUGGAUGACUUUGGCGAGCCGAUAGAGUGGGUACCUUUAAUUAAGGCCAAUAUAACAGAUGGUCUCGCAAGACUCACGGACAGGAAAACGGGAAGGAACAUGCAGGCCAGAAUAAAUGGCACAGUCUUCGUUCCAGUUUCUCACCAGUCUACUACAACGACAGAGCCGACAACCACAACGACACAAUACACCACCACACCGGACCCAAUCAUGGAGUCUUUGCUCCAAUACGUGACUCCUCGGAACUUGAAACCGGAAGACUGGUUGGCUUUCGACGUCACUUUGAAUAAGAAGAAAGCUGCUGAGACAUGUGCCGCGGAUGGAUGUCAAGCAAGGUGCCACAAAGAUGAGUGUGGAACUGCGUGCCAGGGCGACACUUGUGCUACCGGGGUGAAUAGCUUUAUUUCAAUUAAGAAUUUGCAUGCAUGUGGCAUUCCUAGUCUUAAGGGUUCUAAUGCAUCGUGCAAUGGGGUCCUUUUCGUUAACCCUAACAGGAAUUCUGUUAAAAUGAUUUUAGGGUUUCGUAUCAAAAUGAUAAAAGCACAAUAAAGGAACCCUUAUUGUGCUUUGUCCGUCUGUCUCUCUGUCUGU